This is a messenger RNA of Aspergillus affinis, 1470 nucleotides long. RefSeq names its product Zn(II)2Cys6 transcription factor domain-containing protein. The transcript has 3 exons. Gene Ontology annotation, biological process: regulation of DNA-templated transcription. Bases 1 to 1470 code for a protein of 489 amino acids. The record is from RefSeq and is a predicted model, not a curated record. Gene Ontology annotation, molecular function: zinc ion binding; DNA-binding transcription factor activity, RNA polymerase II-specific. NCBI's taxonomy places the organism in Eukaryota, Fungi, Ascomycota, Eurotiomycetes, Eurotiales, Aspergillaceae.
AUGGGCGUCACUCGAAGCAACGGGUGCUUGCUUUGUGUUAAGCGUCGAGUCAAGUGCGACGAAAGGGUACCCGGAUGCGCAAGAUGCGAGACUUAUGGGAGACCAUGUCCUGGGUUUGAUCGGGGCUUUCAAUUUGUUGCAGGGAAGCCAUAUCGUUCCCGACGACGUCCAAAGACAGAAGAAAGCAGCUCACAGGAUGAAACCAAUCCUGCGAGUGUCGAGUUUGACACAGACGUCGUGUCUCAGGCUGCCUAUCAGUUACAAACUCAAGCCUCGGGCCCUCUAUCACUAAUCUCUGCGGACUCCAACGUGCUGCAGGGCCUUGACAUCGUCCUCGAUGAAGUCUCCCAGCCCUACCAGUUAAACUCGGCCUAUGUCAUCUCUCGAUGGCUCCGGUUUCUUCCGGGUGUUUAUGGUCGCAAUCGGACUUUGGAUUCGGCCAUCAAGUGCUUUGUUUCUCAUCAUGUCGGGAAUGUGGCUAAGAACCAACAAGCGCUUUGGUAUGCUAGAUCCACGUACGUAGAGGCGCUGGCGAGGCUUCGGAACUCGCUAGAUAAUCCUGCCGAGGGGCUUUCGUCGGAGAUGUUUUGUGCCGUUUUGUUGCUGUGUAUGUACGAGGUGGGUGGCUUUCAAAUAACACUGCGUUGGACCAUGGCUGACUUGGUCAAGCUCUUUGCUAAUACGACUGACUCGGUGUCGUGGAUGAAACAUGCCCAGGCGCUGAGUCAAUUAACGGAGAUCAGGGGCUUUGGACGCUAUGUGAAUGAGUUUGACCUGACUUUGUUGAAGGCGUCUCGUGGGUUGAUUGUCAUGCAUUCCCUUUUCUCAGGCCAGAAAUGCUUUUUAACUUCGAGGAGCUGGCAUUCCGUGAUGGAGAAGCAUGUGAAUACUGGCUUGUUAGCCGAGCUAGACCGCCUGGUGGAAGAGUUCUUUGCCUUUUUCACCUUUGCGCCGAGUUUCAUACAUGAGCUUUAUGACCUGAAGCAAACAGAUCUAUCGGAUCCACGAGUGCAGCAGAGAAUUUCAAACCUUGCGACACGGUCUUUUGAUAUGAUAAACAAGGUGUCUGCUUGGUACGAGCAGUUUUCGACGACCGUUCCACUUCCAACCCAAGCACGGUCAUCAACAGGGGACAAGUUAUUUCCUAUCGUUCUCAUCUACUCCGACGUGAACAGCGGAACCCUCUUUUGCGGCUACUAUUCCUACAUGUUGCUUUUGCAUGAGAUCCUCAGGGCCUGUGGCUGUCCUGGUGAGCAUGCGGCUAUGGUGGUUCACUUCCGAGACCUGAUUUGUCAGUCAAUCGAGUAUAAUACUCGUGGAAUGCUGGGGCCGUAUCGAAUGGGAUUUUCAUUGCGCGCGGUGUACGAAACGGCCGAUCCUGUCACCAGGGCGUGGCUUGAGGGAUGGCUGGAACGACUUUCUAAAGCGUAUGCAGCGGUACAGCCUAGGAAUUUUGGGAUGGUCGACUGA